GCGCUGACAUCUUGAAUCACGUGAUAACCAAUCCAGCACACCAUUGGUCGUUUUACAUAUUCCCUUUCCAGGACGUGCAACUGCUGCAGAAUGGCUAGUCAAGAAGAGAGAGAGGCAUUUGUGACAUUAGCUACAAAUGAUACGUAUGCAUUAGGAUGUUUGGUGUUGGGAUCAUCAUUACGACGUGCAGGAACAACCAGGCAGUUGGCUGUUAUGGUGACACCUGGUGUUUCACAAUCAUUAAGAGACCAGUUAUCAAGAGUAUUUAAUUUAGUAUAUGAUGUAGAUUUACUAGACAGUCAAGAUCCUACAAAUCUUCAAUUAUUAGGCCGUCCAGACCUCAAUGUUACAUUCACAAAGUUCCAUUGUUGGAGACUUACUCAAUAUGAUAAAGCAGUAUUCCUAGAUGCAGAUACUCUGGUCUUACAAAAUGUAGAUGAAUUAUUUAACCGAGAAGAAUUAUCAGCAGCCCCUGAUGCUGGGUGGCCAGAUUGUUUUAAUUCAGGUGUAUUUGUGUUCAAACCAUCAGAACAAACAUAUAAUGCCAUUCUGCAGUUUGCUUUAGAUCAAGGCAGUUUUGAUGGUGGAGAUCAAGGAUUACUCAAUAUGUUUUUUCGUCAAUGGGCUACCGAAGACAUAUCACGGCAUCUACCAUUUAUAUAUAAUGUUGUGUCACAAGCUUUCUACAGUUAUCUUCCAGCUUUCAAACAGUUUAAAAAUAAUGUAAAAAUAGUUCACUUUAUUGGUGCUACAAAACCGUGGCAUCAGCCAUUUAAUACCUCAUCAGGGGAGGUAACCCCACUUCCAGAUUCUGGCCACAACGCAGAAUUUCUACAGUUAUGGUGGACAAUAUUUAUGGAAGAUGUACAACAAACGCUUGAUCCAAAUCUGAAAACAAAUAACCAUAAGAAUAACAGGAUGAGCAUGCUAACAACUUCGCAGCAGAAAAAGCUUUUCAAUCGUGAAGUUCAACAACCCAAACCAAAUUUCCAGUCCGUAUUCCCUUUUAUACCUCCUACAGUGGAGAAUGUAUUUUAUCAAGAAAAUCCUGACACCUUGUCCGAAAAAGGUAGUAAACCACUUCUAAUGGACAUUCCAAGGUCAUAUACGACAUUAGAGGGCCACUAUGCUGAGGAACCAAUGACCACUUUAGAUUCAAGUUCCCCUUCAUCUCAUAUAUAUGAUGCCCCAAAGGUUGUGCAAACGUGGACCAAUAACAAACAACAAAGUGGGCAGCAUAAUGAACAUAUUGACAUUCAAAGUGCUAAUUAUUGUGGUCAUACUGACAAUAAUGUCCAUGUGAAGGACCAUAGUGAUAAUCAUGAAAAAAUAAAUACUGAUAAUAGGGCAACUCAAGAACAGUUAAAUCCAAACAAUUGUUCUGGAGAGAAUCCAACAGAAAAUGUUAAUAUUAUAAACUCUGAGGAGAAAGCCAUGUCAGAGGAGGGAUUAAUAGGACAGCUUGCAACAUUGAAGAUUUCAAGAGACCAAGGACAAGAAGGUUCUGCAUCUGCUUUGUCAAGUGGUGAAAGAAAGUUAAACUGGGAAAAGGGACAGAUUGAUUACUUAGGUGAAGAUUCAUUUGUAAACAUUCAGAAAAAACUAGAAGAAUCCCUAAGUAAACCUGCAGAACCCCAUAAACCAGCUACUAGUCCAUUUUCUAGACGUUCACCUACUGAGGAAACUGCUGAGACUGCUGAGCCUACAAAGGAAUCAAAAGAACCUUGUGAAUAAACAGUAUGCAUGCAAAUCAGCAGAAAUCCAUGCCAGAGGAAGCUUUGAAACCAACUAACAGUCAAGUAUAUACAUUGUUUUAAUACAUGUAAUUUUAGGUACAACUUAUAUAAUUUGUAAGCAUUAUUUGUUAUGUCACUUGUUGCAAACCAUAUAACUGUAAGUUGUGCAUAUGUAUUUUGUCAGCAUAUGGUUUUAUUAGUGUUUAAAUUAUGAGAGAUUUAUAAUUAAACAUGUUUAAAUUUCUGAUUUAUUUUCAGUUAAAUCAUAAAUGAAAAGAAGGUAUCAAAUAUUUAUAUAAUAGUUUUUUCUAAUAUGUAUUGAAUAAUUAUUUUUAUGUAGAAAUUAUGUUAACUAUUUAUCUGUAGAUACUUUUGCAUGCAACUUGAAAAAAAAAUUAUGUUGUGAAGAAACCUCAAAAUUAAUAAAUGCAUCAUGCCAUUGUUAACAAGAAAUUAGAAUAUUAUUUUUUUGUCUAAUAUAUAGCGAUAGAAAUUUUAAAACAUGUACAAGUAAGCCAGCUAAAUCGAUAAUUUAUAAUAGCAACUUCUGUGAUAAACCAUAGGUUUACUUGUGUGUGUACUUUGGAAUUUCAUUACUCUUAAUCGUGAAAAAAAUAGCAGCUUUGAACUGUCUUGAUAUCAUGAAAUAAUCAUCAUAUGUAACAAAAAAACUAGUAAAUCUUUCAAAUUUUUUCAAGGACUUGUAGUAUUAAGAUUGCUUUAAAUGAUUUCAGCCUUAAAAAUAUGAAGUAGUAUCUACAUGUAAAUUGAAAUUUUGUUUUUGUUAUCUUGACCAGUUUUUCUAGACAUAAAAGAGUUUGCACUUUAUUUUAAAUUGACUUACACAUUUGUUUUAAAGAUUAUUUUUUUUAAACAGUUUGGAUAAAGAUUUGAAAUACAAGCAUAUUAAAUGUCCUUGAUAAACUUAGAUCAAUGACUUGGCAUCAGUAUUUUUUUUUUUAUAUUUGUUGUUUUUUGUUUGUUAGUUGACAUUUGUGUUAUUAUGCUGACAAUCUUCAAUGCUCAGGAUUAAAACAAUUAUUAAGAAAUACUUCUAUGUUUUAUAAAAGUAAUAAGAUGAAUGUUAGUUAAACAUGAUGUUGUAUAAAAUGUGCCAUAUAACAUCAAAUUAGGUAUGCCCUGUAUUAUAUGGCAAAAUUUUGUACACAUGAUUAUUGCUAGUACAUUUAUAGUUUCUUGUGGUAUAGCUAUAUAGUAGUUUGAAGGUGGAUCACAAAACAAGACUCAUGUAUGCUCUAGUUUUUUAUAGUUCCAUAUAUGUACAAGAGGUAUUUGUAUUGAAUAAAAUUUAAUGAAGUUGUACACAUUUGUAUUCAAACUAACCAUGGCAUGGUAUAUAGAUAUUUGCAAUAGAUAGACGGCAGCAUCCCUGUAACUUACUUCAAUUUUCCACAACACUCAAAAACAUGCAAGAUAAUUUAUUAUUAGUAUUAUUUCUUUGGUCAAUGAUAGAAGAAGAAAAAAAAACAGAAAACUCUACAUCCAAGAUAACAAAUCGGUUUAUAGAGGCUCGCAUUAAAUCAAUUCUGUCAAUGCAGCUUAAAUGUGUAACAUUAAUGCUUUUUUAAAUAUUUGGACAAGACCAGAGAGAAAAAUUAAAGGAAAGUCAUAUGCUGGCUUAGCUUUGUAAAACUUUUUAUUUUUUGUAUCUUUGCAUGACAGACUAUAUUUAAACUCUGUAGUAUCUGAAUAUUUAUAAGGAUUAAUGUGUGAAAAUCCAAAUGUAUUUCUAUAUAUCUCUUUUUUAAGUCAUUAGCAGAUUUUGUAAAAAUAAAAGUGUUGUAUUUCAUUUAAUCACUUUGAAAAAAUGUUGUACUUUUAUUUAUGGUAAUUUUAAUUUUGUGUUUUUAUUGUGCUUAAAAUUUUGGAACCUGGAAAAGCCUCUUAAGAUCAUUUUAAUAAAAAAAAAUUAAAUAACUGGAAAUUUAAUCUUUAAUAUGAAUAAUUGUUUCAAAAUUCAUAAUUCUUUGAUAGAUAUGCAAUCAUGUGCUGUUAUAAUGCACACUAGAGCACAAACCUGCAAGACCAUAUGUGCAACUUGAAAAAAUCAUUUUCAUACUACACUUUAGUUGUUUUGAAUGUAUUCAAUGUUAUAACAAUAUAAAGUAACUGGUUGAAAUCGCUGGUUAGACCUGAGUAAUGUCUUCUCUCAUUGAAAUGAGCAUUAGUUAACUUGUAUUGACUGAUGUAGGGAAUGUAAUUUAUCAAAAUUCUGAUGGUUUCAUAGAGGAUUUUCUUUUUCAUAAAAAAUAGAUCUUCUAUAACUUAUUUUUUUAAAAUUGCCUUAGAUUUUGUCUGAAUUAAACUGAUCAAUCAAAUUUAUUUUUGUGCAUACAUUUGAGAUUAUGAAAUCAUGAAUAGUGCAACAACAUUGGACUAAAUUUUUUGACAGCCUCUUGCCAUAUUAAAUUUUAAUAUUUUUGCAGAUUCAAAUAAAAUGUGCAUGCUAUACCUCUUACCAAAGCUAGUUUCAAUAAGAGAUAAAUAAACAAAUAUUUGUCAUACCAAAUUUAUAUCCAUUUUAUCAUUUUAAGGUGUUUUUGGUGCUUGUGAGUUCUGACAUAUGCAUAAUUAUUUUAUAUCAAGGUGGUUGUAGGAGAAUAGAUGUUUUAUUUGCAACAAAUAGCUGUAGAUCCUUGAUUUCUCCUGGAGGCAAAAGAUUCCUGCCUUGUUAAUUGUUAUGGAGGUUUCUAUAUCUGUUGAACAGGUCUGAAGAAGACCUCCAGGACUGUUAUGAUAUAUAAACAAUAAAUAUUGAAAUCUUA
Mytilus trossulus (common blue mussel) is the source of this 4522-nucleotide messenger RNA. RefSeq names its product glycogenin-1-like. Bases 91 to 1734 code for a protein of 547 amino acids. Gene Ontology annotation, molecular function: glycosyltransferase activity. NCBI's taxonomy places the organism in Eukaryota, Metazoa, Mollusca, Bivalvia, Mytilida, Mytilidae. The transcript is spliced from 11 exons. Gene Ontology annotation, cellular component: cytoplasm. The record is from RefSeq and is a predicted model, not a curated record.